CAUACGAAGGAAGUUUCAACCCUCGCCUUUUCUCUAGAUGGUAGUUUUCUGGUCUCCGCAUCGUUAGACGGCACAAUGAAGCGAUUCAAACCGGAGAUAGGGGAUGACGACCUAGUCGAGCUCUGGGCUCGAUCUAGCCUAACGACGAUAGCGUUUGUAGCCAAUGGUAAGCGAUUUGCGGCGGGGGGUACCAGCGGCGAAUUGACGGUCUGGGACACGGUGAAGAACAGAUCUAGCGUGAAUAAGCUAGAACACGGUAUCAGUUGCAUGGCAGUCUCAUCAUCGGCCAAGUUGGUAGCUGUCGGCCAGCUCAACAGGACGUUGUUCCUAGGCUCAAGAAGAGCCAACACUACGACCAUUUCAUUGGGAGGGACCGGCGUUUGGGCUUUUUCUCCUGAUAGCUCCGCUGUGGCUUUCUCCAAGCCGGAUGGCAAUAUCACGCGGUGGAGCAUUACAGAAAACAAAGAGCUCGAAUCGCUAUCCGGUCACUCCGGAUCCGUCCAGCUUCUGGCCUUCUCUACCGAGAUCUUCUCUCCAAGCACACGGAUCAUCGCCACUUCGCACGAGUCAGGCUUGAAGAUCCUUUGGAACUGCGACACCGGGAAAGAAUUGUCUAGGCUGCAUACCGCAGGGAACAAUUCCAUGAUAUUCUCUCCAGACAGUGGUCGCCUUGCGACCCUGGAGCCUCGCGUCCAUGUCUGGGACACACACACCGGCUCUCUGCUGCAAAUCCUAGACGACGCCGCAUCACAUCCAAAGGGAGUGAGUUCGGUCGCAUUUUCUGCGGGUGGACAGGUUAUUGCGACGAUAGGGAAUGAGUCUCCGGGUAUACAGCUGUGGGACGUUCUCACUGGAACCUGCGUCCACACCAUCCACACCGCAGGCCCAGUCUCGGGCAUCGGCUUUUCAGUAGAUGACGACCUCUCUGCUUGGUCGGUGGGGAACGCGUGGGAUAAGGCGACAACACGCAUGGACUGGAAGUGGAAGAUGCCUCGCGCCACAAUCCGGCAGGCCUCGGCAGUGGCAGUGACUCGGCACCAGUCUACAUUGCCGAGUUCUCUGCCAGCGGCGAAUACCUGGCCACCGCCUCCAGCCACCAGGGGCACGGAGACAUUAUUAUUCGCAAUUCUUCUUCUGGAAAGCAGGAAAAAAGAAUCGCGAGCACUCCGGCCUUGCCUCUAG
Lasiosphaeria miniovina is the source of this 1182-nucleotide messenger RNA. RefSeq lists its product as uncharacterized. The transcript is spliced from 3 exons. The record is from RefSeq and is a predicted model, not a curated record. Gene Ontology annotation, molecular function: protein binding. The annotation marks the transcript as partial. Lineage: Eukaryota; Fungi; Ascomycota; Sordariomycetes; Sordariales; Lasiosphaeriaceae.